This is a messenger RNA of Budorcas taxicolor (takin), 5988 nucleotides long. It is a transcript of the gene PTPRG, whose product is annotated as protein tyrosine phosphatase receptor type G. Gene Ontology annotation, molecular function: protein tyrosine phosphatase activity; protein binding. Lineage: Eukaryota; Metazoa; Chordata; Mammalia; Artiodactyla; Bovidae. The record is from RefSeq and is a predicted model, not a curated record. Gene Ontology annotation, biological process: protein dephosphorylation. The coding region runs from base 688 to 5016 and encodes 1442 amino acids. The transcript has 30 exons.
CUAGUUUCCAGCCCCGCGCUCCCCGAUCCUCCCCAGCUCGCGCCAGAGCCACAACUUUCAGGAGCAUGGACUGAAGGCGCCCUCGCCCUUGCGCCCCUCUGAGAGCCUUUGUGUUUUCCUCGGUUUCCUCCGGCUGUUCUAUUUUGGGGGCUCUUUGCUCUCCCCCCGCCUCUCCCCUCCCCUUCCCCGCUUGCAAACAUGCCUCCUUCCUUCCCGGGGCCCUGGAAGGAGCUGCCUGCCUGAAGCCCGGAGACGCCGCGCCGCGCUCAGCCCCGCCGCCGCCCGCCGGCUCUCGGGCUCCGCUGCCGACUCAAGUUGGGGAUCUUCGGCUACUCGCCGCCGCCGCCGGCGGUCUCUGCCUGCCCGGGGCUCCGGGCAUCGCCGCCGCCCGCCGACUCCUCGCUCUGCCCGCUCGACUCGCUCCUUUUUGAACAUAAAGCAGCCCUUCUCCGCCGAGGAUCGUCCCCAGCGUGGCUCCGCGUUCUCGGCCACUUUUUGAGAUUUUCCGGGGGGCGCUCGGCGGCUUCCCAGAUUCCAGAGGGGGACUCGGGCCGCUGAGCGCGGGGGCCCCGUAAAGCAGGCGAGCAGGCGAAGAGCCGGGGUUUAGCGGAGGCUCACACCGAGGCAAGAACUUACUCAACAAGUUUACCCCCCCUGCCUUCCUCUUUUCGAUGUGCGUUUUCGGACAUGCGGAGGUUACUGGAACCGUGUUGGUGGAUUUUGUUCCUGAAAAUCACCAGUUCCGUGCUCCAUUAUGUCGUGUGCUUCCCCGCGUUGACGGAGGGCUAUGUGGGGACCCUGCACGAGAACAGACAGGGCAGCUCGGUGCAGGCGCAGAUCCGCAGGCGCAAGGCUUCCGGCGACCCAUACUGGGCCUACUCGGGUGCCUACGGUCCUGAGUACUGGGUCACGUCCAGUGUCAGCUGUGGGGGCCAUCAGCAGUCGCCUAUAGACAUUUCAGACCAGCAUGCACGUGUCAGUGAAGAGUACCAGGACUUGCAACUCGAUGGCUUCGACAACGAGUCUUCUAACAAAACCUGGAUGAAAAACACAGGGAAAACAGUUGCCAUCCUGCUGAAAGACGACUAUUUUGUCAGCGGUGCUGGCCUGCCUGGCAGAUUCAAAGCUGAGAAGGUGGAGUUUCACUGGGGCCACAGCAAUGGCUCUGCAGGCUCUGAACACAGUGUCAACGGCAGGCGGUUUCCCGUGGAGAUGCAGAUUUUCUUUUACAAUCCAGAUGAUUUUGACAGCUUUCAAACUGCCAUUUCUGAAAACAGAAUAAUCGGAGCUAUGGCUAUAUUUUUUCAAGUCAGUCCAAGGGACAAUUCUGCACUGGAUCCUAUUAUCCACGGGUUGAAGGGCGUCGUCCAUCACGAGAAAGAGACCUUUCUGGAUCCUUUCAUCCUCCGGGACCUCCUGCCUGCAUCCCUAGGGAGCUAUUACAGGUACACAGGUUCUCUGACGACCCCACCGUGUAGCGAGAUUGUGGAGUGGAUAGUGUUCCGGAGGCCCGUCCCCAUCUCUUACCACCAGCUCGAGGCUUUUUAUUCCAUCUUCACCACGGAGCAGCAAGACCACGUCAAGUCGGUGGAGUAUCUGAGAAAUAACUUCCGGCCACAGCAGGGCCUGAAUAACAGGGUGGUGUACAAGUCUGCCGUUCGUGACGCCUGGAACCACGACAUGACAGACUUCUUAGAAAACCCACUGGGGACGGAAGCCUCUAAAGUCUGCAGCUCCCCGCCCGUCCACAUGAAAGUGCAGCCGCUGAACCAGACCGCGCUGCAGGUGUCCUGGAGUCAGCCGGAGACCAUCUACCACCCACCCAUCAUGAACUACAUGGUGUCCUACAGCUGGACCAAGAACGAGGACGAGAAGGAGAAGACGUUCACCAAGGACAGCGACAAGGACUUGAAAGCCACCAUCAGCCACGUCUCACCUGACAGCCUUUACCUGUUCCGGGUCCAGGCCGUGUGUCGCAACGACAUGAGGAGUGACUUCAGCCAGACCAUGCUCUUCCAAGCUAAUACCACUCGAAUAUUCCAAGGGACCAGAAUUGUCAAAACAGGAGUGCCCACAGCAUCGCCGGCCUCUUCGGCGGACAUGGCCCCCAUCAGCUCAGGCUCUUCCACCUGGACAUCCUCCGGCAUCCCCUUCUCCUUUGUCUCCAUGGCGACUGGGAUGGGCCCGUCGUCCAGCGGCAGCCAGGCGACCGUGGCCUCGGUGGUCACCAGCACGCUCCUGGCCGGCCUGGGCUUCGGCGGCGGCGGCAUCUCCUCCUUCCCCAGCACCGUGUGGCCCACGCGCCUGCCCACGGCCGCCUCUGCCAGCAAGCAGGCCGGCAGACCCGUCCUGGCCACGACCGAGGCCUUGGCCAGCCCGGGCGCUGACGGCGAUUCGGCGCCCAGCAAGGACGGCGAGGGCGCGGAGGAGAGCGAAAAGGACGAGAAGAGCGAGAGCGAGGACGGCGAGCGGGAGCACGAGGAGGAAGGCGAGAAGGACUCCGAGAAGAAGGAGCGGAGCGGGGUGACCCACGCCCCGCGGGCGCGCAACCACACCCAGCCCACCGCCGCGCCCUCGGCCCCCGGCACCGCUGCCCAGGAGGGCGCGCAUCAGACUACAUCCGGGCGCGAGCGGGCCCGCACUGCCAUCCCCACCGCCCGACCCCAGGACGCCCUGGACCCCCACUCGGUCACCCCCACCCAAGUGCCCCCCACAGUCACAGAGGAGCAGGACGAAGACAGUGAUCCCGCGAGGCCCGAGGUGCCAUCCAGGAAGCCUGUGCCCCCAGGGGACCGGUUUCCUGAGGAUAGCAGGUUCAUCACUGUUAACCCAGCAGAGAAGAACACCUCUGGGAUGAUAAGCCGGCCUUCCCCCGGGAGGAUGGAGUGGAUCAUCCCUCUGAUUGUGGUAUCAGCCUUGACCUUCGUGUGCCUCAUCCUUCUCAUUGCUGUGCUCGUUUACUGGAGAGGGUGUAACAAAAUAAAGUCCAAGGGCUUUCCCAGACGUUUCCGUGAAGUGCCUUCUUCUGGGGAGAGAGGAGAGAAGGGGAGCAGAAAAUGUUUUCAGACGGCUCAUUUCUAUGUGGAAGAUAGCAGUUCACCUCGGGUGGUCCCCAAUGAAAGUAUUCCAAUCAUUCCUAUUCUGGAUGACAUGGAAGCCAUUCCUGUCAAACAGUUUGUUAAACACAUCGGUGAGCUCUAUUCUAAUAACCAGCACGGGUUCUCCGAGGAUUUUGAGGAAGUCCAGCGCUGCACGGCUGAUAUGAACAUCACUGCAGAACAUUCCAAUCAUCCAGAUAACAAGCACAAAAACAGAUACAUCAAUAUUUUAGCAUAUGAUCACAGUAGAGUGAAGUUAAGACCUUUACCAGGAAAAGACUCUAAGCACAGCGACUACAUUAAUGCAAACUAUGUCGAUGGUUACAACAAAGCGAAAGCCUACAUCGCCACCCAGGGACCGUUAAAGUCCACGUUUGAAGAUUUCUGGAGGAUGAUUUGGGAACAAAACACUGGAAUCAUUGUCAUGAUUACGAACCUUGUGGAAAAAGGAAGACGAAAAUGUGAUCAGUAUUGGCCCACAGAGAACAGUGAGGAGUAUGGAAACAUUAUUGUCACCCUGAAGAGCACAAAAGUACAUGCCUGCUAUACUGUUCGUCGUUUCUCAGUCAGAAAUACAAAAGUGAAAAAGGGGCAGAAGGGAAACCCCAAGGGGCGGCAGAACGAACGGGUAGUGAUCCAGUACCACUACACGCAAUGGCCCGACAUGGGGGUUCCGGAGUACGCCCUCCCAGUGCUGACCUUCGUGAGGAGGUCCUCGGCAGCCCGCACGCCGGAGAUGGGCCCUGUGCUGGUGCACUGCAGCGCUGGUGUGGGCAGGACAGGCACCUACAUCGUCAUUGACAGCAUGCUGCAACAGAUAAAAGACAAAAGCACAGUCAACGUCCUGGGAUUCCUGAAGCAUAUCAGGACUCAGCGCAACUACCUCGUCCAGACUGAGGAGCAGUACAUUUUCAUCCACGAUGCCUUGUUGGAAGCCAUUCUUGGAAAGGAGACGGAAGUGUCUUCCAGUCAGCUGCACAGUUACGUUAACAGCAUCCUCAUACCAGGAGUAGGAGGCAAGACGCGGCUGGAAAAACAGUUCAAGCUGGUCACACAGUGCAAUGCAAAAUAUGUGGAAUGCUUCAGUGCUCAGAAAGAGUGCAACAAAGAAAAAAACCGAAACUCUUCAGUCGUGCCAUCUGAACGUGCUCGAGUGGGUCUUGCACCGUUGCCUGGAAUGAAAGGAACAGACUACAUUAAUGCUUCUUAUAUCAUGGGCUAUUACAGGAGCAAUGAGUUUAUUAUAACCCAGCACCCUCUGCCGCACACCACCAAGGAUUUCUGGAGGAUGAUUUGGGACCACAAUGCACAGAUCAUUGUCAUGCUGCCAGACAACCAGAGCUUGGCUGAAGAUGAGUUUGUGUACUGGCCCAGUCGAGAAGAAUCCAUGAACUGUGAGGCCUUUACCGUUACCCUUAUCAGCAAAGACAGACUGUGCCUCUCUAAUGAAGAGCAAAUUAUCAUCCAUGACUUUAUCCUUGAAGCUACACAGGAUGACUAUGUCCUCGAAGUCCGACAUUUCCAGUGCCCCAAGUGGCCCAACCCAGACGCCCCCAUCAGCAGUACUUUUGAGCUCAUCAACGUCAUCAAGGAAGAGGCCUUGACAAGGGACGGCCCCACCAUUGUGCAUGAUGAGUAUGGCGCGGUUUCAGCAGGAAUGCUGUGUGCUCUUACCACCUUGUCCCAGCAACUGGAGAAUGAAAAUGCCGUGGAUGUUUUCCAGGUUGCAAAAAUGAUCAAUCUGAUGAGGCCUGGAGUAUUUACAGACAUUGAACAGUACCAGUUUGUCUACAAAGCGAUGCUCAGCUUGGUCAGCACUAAAGAGAAUGGAAAUGGCCCCAUGACAGUGGACAGAAACGGCGCCGCUCUCACUGCGGACGAGUCGGACCCUGCCGAGAGCAUGGAGUCGCUGGUGUGACUGGAAUCGUGAAAGAGUGCUUCAUUUGUAAACCUUCUGAAGACUGAGAACUUUCUUGAGGCCUUUUUUUUGCCAGACUCUAGGUCUAGGUUAUAUGAUAACCCAGUUACUUUUUUACACUGAUAAAAGUUUUGAUAUUUAUUUUUUGCCAUUUUAUGUCUUAAUGGUAUCCUACUGAGCAUUUGCACCUCUGUUCAUUUCCCACAGUGAAACGCGGUUUUUCCUAGUUUGCACUAUCUGAUCAGUGUUAACUGCCUAUAAUCUGAUACUACAGCAAACCCUGAUGUGACAUUCCACGACACCAUACAUGCUACUUUUUAAUUCAGUAUAGUGAAGGUCUUUGUUAUGACAGUGACUCUUAAUUUUUUUUUUUUUAAUUAUUACUCUUGCUAAAGCAGCUGCAUCCUCCUAGCAGGCAAUGCUGUCCUUUUCCUCAAUCCUCUCCUAUUUUUUAAGACACUGCUCAGUACUUCUGUAUGCCUUCUGGGUUUUAAUGGAGUGGAUGAGCGCUGUUUUCUUUUAAAGAAUAGCGGCGGGGGGGCUACUCUGAAGGCCUGUCCAUGUCAUGGCCUUGAGAGAGUCCCAUUUGUGAUGAUGAAGGUGUCCAUUAAGAAACAAGAAGGUUGAAGAGUCAUCUGAUGUGAACAUCACUUCCUAGUUUCAAAGUUAUAUUCCUAGCUUUAAAAAAUGCCCAACUGUGUCAAAAUAAAGGAUAUCUCUGUAUUACAGUUUUCACAGUAGCUAUGUGGACAGUGUGUGUUAUUUCCAUUUGACUCUCUGAAAUAGUUGCAUCCCUGCCCCCCAAAUCAGGGCCAUCUUUUACAAAAGAGAGAUGGCAAUAUUUUACAUAACUCCAGUAAUGAAAUCCUUUAGUGAGUCUUCAUUAAUGCUUCAUGGUUUAUAAUUUCAUACCUCUUGGCAGGUGGAAUAAUGCAAAUCUUGGCAGGUGUAUAAUUUUGAAAGUAGUCCUAA